AGUUUUCAUCAUUUCUGGAUCCCGCUCCGUGAACCACUUCCUCUCAGCCUCACUGUCUCAUCUGCAGCCAACCCCGAUGCUGCUGCUGCUGCUGCUGCUGCGUUGAAAUGCCGUGACGUCAUCCAAAGUGACCAACCAGAAACCGUGUUUUGCACGUAGAGGACGAGUCCGAGUGAACCACGGUCCGAGUGAACGCUUGUGAACCUCUAGAGGGAAGAACGAGGAGCUGCUGCAAACCGGGAACAGAUGGAGGUGUGAACGUGAGCCGCGUCUCCUUCAGUCGGAAUCUGAGUGCGACAGUCCGGACAUGUCGACGGCAGAGCUGGUCGGUGCACAGCGGCAGGAGAAGGAGUUCGGACGGGCCGCAAAACGACUGAAAACCGACGAGAGGGAGGAAGGAGAAGAGGAGCUGGAGGAGGGCGAGGAUUCAGACAGCGGCUCUCUUCACGGUAUCGGUGAACCGUCCGCCACCGUGGACCGACGGGCCUGCUGGACCUGCAGCCGGUUCGACUCAGCGGGAAGGGAGGAGGCGGAGUAUUCUCACCGCAUCCCCCCGAGCCCCGUGGUCCACGUCCGGGGUCUGUGUGAGGCUGUGGUAGAGGCAGAUCUCAUCGAUGCCCUGGAAAAGUUUGGACCCAUAUGUUACGUGAUGAUGAUGCCGUUCAAGCGCCAGGCUCUGGUAGAGUUUUCUGUGGUAGAGGGCGCUGAUCGCUGUGUCUCCUGUGGAACUAAGGAGCCCGUUUACAUCGCAGGACAACAGGCGUACUUUAAUUAUUCCACCUCUAAGAGAAUCACCAGACCCACCAACGCCGACAACCCCAACAGUGGCAACAAGGUCCUGCUGCUGUCCAUCCAGAACCCUCUGUACCCCAUCACCACGGACGUUCUCUACACUGUGUGUAAUCCCAUUGGAACUGUUUUGCGCAUCGUCAUCUUCAAAAGGAAUGGAAUCCAGGCCAUGGUGGAGUUUGAAUCGGUUCAGUCUGCACAGAAGGUCAAAGCAGCUCUGAAUGGAGCAGACAUCUACGCUGGCUGCUGUACGCUGAAGAUAGAAUACGCCCGGCCGACUCGUCUGAAUGUGAUAAAGAACGACAGUGAGAGUUGGGACUACACUAAGCCCUACCUCAGCAGACGAGACCGUGGAAAGGGCAGACAGAGACAGGCCAUUUUAGGAGAACAUCCAUCGUCCUACAGUGAAAAUGUCUAUGGUCCACACGGUCCUCUGCUGCCCCCCCCUGGUAACAGCAGGUAUAAGCUGACGUCGGCGGAGGCUCCAGACCUGGUGUCCUACCCUGUGCCACAGUCGUCCUCCUACUGCAGUCAGGCCAGCAGCUCUGUUGCCAUGGUGAGCAACCUUCAUCCGACCAAGAUGAACUGCAGCCGCAUCUUCAACCUCUUCUGUCUGUACGGAAACAUCGAGAAGGUGAAGUUCAUGAAGAGUGUCCCUGGAACGGCCCUGGUCCAGAUGGGAGAUGAAUACGCUGUGGACCGAGCCAUCACACACCUGAACAGCAUCAAACUGUUUGACAAAAGACUGAGUGUGUGUGUGUCCAAACAGUACGCGGUGAUACCCAGUCAGGUGUUUGAGCUGGAGGACGGCAGCAGCAGCUACAAGGACUUCUCCAUGACCAGGAACAAUCGCUUCAGCAGCGCAGGACAAGCCUCCAAGAACAUCAUCCAGCCUCCGUCCGCCGUCCUCCACUACUACAACCUGCCUCCGUGUGUGUCACAGGAGCAGCUGCUGAGGCUGUGUUCAGAGCACGACGUCCCUGGAUUUGUCAAAUUCAAGAUGUUUGAUGCCAAACCCUCCUCUAAGACAGUCUCUGGGCUGCUGGAGUUUGACAGCAGGAUGGAGGCCGUGGAGGUGCUGACGGUUCUGAACCACCACCAGAUCAGGAUUCCCAAUGGUUCUAACCCCUACACCCUGAAGCUCUGUUUUUCCACCUCCUCCCACCUCUGAAGACGUUGUUGGUCGUAGUCAGCAGUGAAGCACAGGACGUGAUGAUGAGACGAGAACAGAAGAAGACGGACUCUUUCACUUCCUGUCAGUACUGUCUCCACCAUGUAUGGACGACAUGGCUCUGCAGUGUCUCUGUGACGUCCACGUGUUGACGGCACCGGAAAUGACUUUAGUCAUGGAUUCAGACUGAAGUCGGUUUACUUUUUAUCAACACAGUCUUUUGAAUU
This is a messenger RNA of Cynoglossus semilaevis (tongue sole), 2187 nucleotides long. Its product is annotated as heterogeneous nuclear ribonucleoprotein L-like. Gene Ontology annotation, biological process: mRNA processing. Gene Ontology annotation, cellular component: nucleus. The record is from RefSeq and is a predicted model, not a curated record. Gene Ontology annotation, molecular function: RNA binding. Lineage: Eukaryota; Metazoa; Chordata; Actinopteri; Pleuronectiformes; Cynoglossidae. The transcript is spliced from 13 exons. Bases 308 to 1960 code for a protein of 550 amino acids.